UGCACAAACUGCAAUUGAAACACCUUUACUGAAUAAAUUUCUUGAUGCGCAUUAGUUCAUUUCUUGAUGCGUGACUUUGCCUCACCAAGUCAUGUGAUUUGGAUCACAUUUGGUUCAGAAACAUAAAAAUGGCCGAGAGAGAGGGGGAGAGGUACGUUUGGAUAGACAACUUUCCCCGAAAGUGACUAUUUUGUUCUCUUGAUCACAUGGGAUGGAAGCAGUGCUUUUUAUUCGCAAAUAUUUUAUGCGAUAUUCCAAUUUUUCACAGGUUAAAUUUGCUGUUCAAUAUAGUGUUGCAUGUUGCCAUGCCAACGCACAGACUCACUAACAGCCCCUCCGCUAGUUAGCUGGUUCGCGGCGCAUCGGGCCCACGCUGGUUUGUACAUUCCCGCUAAAGGUUGUUUUGAGCAGUAGGCAUCAUGACGCACCAGUACCCAGCACUCAGCCCCGAGCAGAAGAAGGAGCUGCAGGAAAUCGCCCAGCGCAUCGUCGCGCCCGGCAAAGGCAUCCUGGCUGCGGACGAGUCCACAGGAAGUAUGGCCAAGCGCCUGAACCCCAUCGGCGUUGAGAACACCGAGGAGAACCGCCGUCUGUAUCGCCAGCUCCUCUUCACGGCCGAUGAGCGCAUAGACUCCUGCAUUGGCGGCGUCAUCUUCUUCCACGAGACCCUUUACCAGAACGCGGACGAUGGCACUCCUUUCGCCAAGAUGAUCAAGGACAGGGGCAUUGUCGUGGGCAUUAAGGUCGACAAAGGUGUCGUUCCUCUGGCGGGGACCAACGGUGAAACCACAACGCAGGGGUUGGACGGCCUGUCUGAACGCUGCGCCCAGUAUAAGAAGGACGGCGCUGACUUCGCUAAGUGGCGUUGUGUGCUGAAGAUCAGCGAGACCACUCCCUCCGAGUUGGCGAUCAUGGAGAACGCCAACGUCCUGGCUCGCUAUGCAAGCAUCUGCCAGCAGAACGGCAUCGUGCCCAUCGUGGAGCCGGAGAUCCUGCCUGACGGAGAUCAUGACCUCAAGCGUUGCCAGUACGUCACUGAGAAGGUCCUUGCUGCCUGCUACAAGGCUCUGUCUGACCAUCACGUCUACCUGGAGGGCACACUGCUCAAACCCAACAUGGUGACUGCCGGACACUCCUGCCCCACCAAAUUCUCCAAUGAGGAGAUCGCCAUGGCAACAGUCACCGCCCUGCGCCGCACCGUUCCUCCAGCAGUCACAGGCGUAACCUUCCUGUCUGGAGGACAGAGUGAAGAGGAGGCAACCGUCAACCUGAAUGCCAUCAACACCUGCCCCCUGACCAAGCCAUGGGCGCUCACCUUCUCCUACGGCCGUGCUCUGCAGGCUUCAGCCCUGAACGCCUGGCGCGGGGUCAAGGGGAACACGAAAGCCGCCACCGAGGAGUUCAUCAAGCGCGCCGAGGCUAACGGCCUGGCCGCUAAGGGAAAGUACGUGUCCAGCGGAACUUCCGGCGCUGCGGGACAGUCUCUGUACGUGGCCAACCACGCCUACUAAACCUCCCCACCACCCUCGCCCCCGCUUUCUCCAGCUUCUGCCGACCAGUAGUAUCUUCCACAGCAGCUUCCCUCUCCACGUCACCAGCCAAUCACAGGCCUGCGCUGUCGUCUGUCUGUUCUCUCUGCAGGAGUCGUCGAUAAAACGUCUUCUAGUCUUGUCUAGCUAAAAAAAAAUUUCUUCAACACGUUAGGAUGAGAGGUUGGAAAGCAGAACAAGGGGAUUCUAAACGGUUCUAUAAUAUUAAUGAAAUAGUGUUGCCUGCAUGGCUGAAUUAUUAACACUCGAUUUAAGUUGUAUUAUUUAAUUUCAUUUUGAAAACUUUUUGUUUUGUUUUUUUUUUCCCUUUUGGUUUGAAGUAUUCAAUCCCAAGACGCUCGCGCCAGGUCGUGUAUUUCCCAUGUCUCGUGUCAUUCCUGUAUUUGCUGUGGUUGUGAGCGCAGAACGGUGGAGAGCAAACACAUUAUCCAUCCCAGACGUUGUGUGUCCCCGAAGCAUUGCAGGCAGGUAUGAGUAGAGUAAACGCUGGGCAGGAACAUUCCUUCUGUGUGUGUGUGAGAGAAGAAAUAGAGUGGCGCGUGUGUUUGUGUGUGUGUCAGUACUUCUGUGUGCAUCACAACAGUUUAACGAACAAUUGACUCUCGUACCAACAGAGGAACGUUGUUUAAUAUAUAGUACAAAGGUUUAGUAUUGCUCAUCUGUUGUUUUGAAAAUCAUAGGAUACUAACUAUAUUAGUUUGCUGUUUUGUGUCGUGUGCUUGAACGUACUACGCUCUCCCUCCAUCUUUGUAGCGUAGCGAUACAGAGACGGUGAAGUUUAUUAGCUUAAUACGCUGAUGAGGACCUAACUGUAUGGAGCGUUUCGAGGGGAGCGGUCACUGCUGAUUUGGAUAAACUGUGAUGUUGUUGUGGUGUUCUUCUCUAAGCACUUGAUGUCAAGCAGAAAAACAUAUAUAAAAUAAAGAGAUUAAAAUCCCCA
This is a messenger RNA of Ictalurus furcatus (blue catfish), 2490 nucleotides long. It is a transcript of the gene aldocb, whose product is annotated as aldolase C, fructose-bisphosphate, b. The record is from RefSeq and is a predicted model, not a curated record. Gene Ontology annotation, biological process: fructose 1,6-bisphosphate metabolic process; glycolytic process. The transcript is spliced from 9 exons. Gene Ontology annotation, molecular function: fructose-bisphosphate aldolase activity. Lineage: Eukaryota; Metazoa; Chordata; Actinopteri; Siluriformes; Ictaluridae. Bases 420 to 1511 code for a protein of 363 amino acids. Gene Ontology annotation, cellular component: cytosol.